UAAACUGACAAUUAUUUCUGAGUCCAUUUGGUACAUUAAAAGGUGGUUGUUGUUAUACAUGACAGACAUCUUUAUAAAAUCAAAAUACCUUCCACUUUAUAGUAGCGUAGUUCAUAAACAGAUGACGAAUGUGAAUUCCCAUUAAAACAAAAAUAUUAAAAAAGAAAUUAUAAUUUCAACAACAAAGCGAAAAAAAACAUUUAUUAUUCCUUGGAAAAUUUCAUAUUUAAAUGCUAAAAGUUAUAAAUCCAAAGAAGCUGAAAACUAAAAAAUGUUGCUACACUUCUUAUACAAAUCACACAAAUUAAACUACGUGCUACUGGUUCUGGCAAUUACGUUUUUGGGAAAUGUAAAAGCAGAAACCAGCGAAACACCAAAGAACGUGACAGUUAAUAAAAUACCGGCUAAAGCAGCAGCUGAACAAAAAAGUGUUAAAAAAGAGCUUAAAGUUAAUAUAACAGACGAGGCAAUCGAACAGAUAACAACGCCUAAGGAACCAGAUGAUCAUACCGAAAAACUGGUCAUUAUAGAUGAGAAAUCGGUUAUAGAAACCUCUGGUAAAGCAUUAGAACAACAGCCGCCACCACAGCCAGUGGAUGAAGAAUUUACUUUAAAUGAUCCUGAUGAUAUUUCUGAUUCAUUGAAAACUGGUUUCUAUUUCUUUUUGAUCCUAAGCUCGGGAGCUAUUGUAUUUAUAGUGUUUAAAAUUUAUAGGUUGCGUUUAUCACGAGCUGAACGAAAAUAUGGAGUUCAGGGAGAUCGUUCCACUCAGGAACUAACACCACUACCUAUUUCCAUUGAAGAUGGUCAUAGUGAUGAUGAAGAUCAAACACUUUUUGAGGUACAACGUCAAAAUAUUAGAAUAUUAUGAGUUUUUUAAGUUUGUUUAUUGUAAAAGAAAUCUUUCUAUGGAAAUUUUUAUAAAGUCCUACUAAAACAAAAGUUAAUAUUAAAUAUUUUUGUAAAUGUUGCCUUAACAAAAUUUAACAUGUGGUCUCUCUAUAUAGAUUUGCAAAUAAGAACACGACAUUGUUUAAAUGUACGUUUAUUGUAUUAUAUUUAUAUUUCUUUUUUAUUCUUGUUAAGUUAUAAGUUUUGCUAAUUUUCCUAGAAACAUUUUUUUGUUUUGUUUAUUACAUUGUAACAAUUAUGUAGAAGAGAAAUAAUGUUUUUUUCGAUUUAUUUUAUAUUUUAUGCUUGCCAAAUAUAAAACCCAAGAAUUCUUGUUAUUAAUCUAAACUAAAUAAAUGUUUGUGAUACUAAUAAAAUU
This is a messenger RNA of Lucilia cuprina (Australian sheep blowfly), 1270 nucleotides long. RefSeq lists its product as uncharacterized. The record is from RefSeq and is a predicted model, not a curated record. The transcript has 2 exons. Bases 272 to 871 code for a protein of 199 amino acids. Lineage: Eukaryota; Metazoa; Arthropoda; Insecta; Diptera; Calliphoridae.